AGGGGCUGGCCCCGGCUCUGAAGGCCCGGCGGGCAGAGGCGUCAGGGCUGCUCGGCUCUCGGAGGCCAUCGCCUCAGGGCGGCUCGCAGCUCCCCGGCUCCUCCACCCUCGUGUGGCCUCGGGCGUGCUCCGCCUGCCCGCGGGGUGUGAGCGCUGAGGAGCCUCCACAGCAGGACGAGCGCGGCAGGUGCAGGGUGUCUUUACUACUGUCAGCCUUGGUGCUGAGUUUCCUUAGGUCGGUCGGAAAUGGCGAGCAGCAAUGGCUGCUUUGAGGGUGCAGCGAUGUUCACCUUCAACCUUGCACCUGAGAAGAUAUUACCACCCGAGGUUCUCGGACAGCCAAUUUCAAAGGAUCUCUCCGAGCCUGUGACUGCAAGGCUGAAUCCACCACUUUCUAUGAGGUGCAGUGAACCCGGGGUGAUGAAAAAUGCAGGACCUUUUCUUUUUAAAGGAGCAGACGACACCACAUUUUCAGCCCUUCCCUCACAGAAAGACCUGGAUUUGAUUGAAAGAUACAAACAGGGAGUAAUAAACCCAGUGUCUGCCUUGCAUCUGUUUGCCAAAAUACACCACCUGCAGCUCGAAUUGAAAGAAACGAGUGUGGCAGGCGAUGUCAUAAGGCCUUAUUUUGCCUUUUGUGCUGUGAUAAAUGGUGUUUGCUACAAGACUGGGCUGGGAAAGAACAAGAAGGAAUCGAAGUUAAAUGCAGCUAAACUGGCUCUUGCUGAGCUACUUAACUUGGAAAGUACAGGGGAAAAGUCUUUUGAAGAUUCAGAUUUUCCCUGUGUUCCUGCUGAGCUUCGAUCUCCAGCAAACUCUGCUUGUGUUUCAAGGACUGGAGGAGAACAUAUCUAUCAAAAGUUCUCACAAAUGCUUGAGGAAGUGUUCAACCGCCUGACUGCCCAACACACUGAGUACCAAAGCUGUGGCAGUUCCCUGGCUGCCUUCAUCAUUGAAAAGGGUGGGCAGCAUGAAGUGGUAGCUCUGGGGACAGGAGAAUGCAACUACAGCCGGCGCUUCGAGUCCUGUGGGAGGCUCCUGCACGACAGCCAUGCCAUUGUCACUGCCAGGCGUUCCCUGCUCAGGUAUUUGUACAGGCAUCUUUUGUUGUUCUAUAACAAAAAUCCAGCCAAGGCAGAGAGAUCCAUAUUUUGCACAGUACCAGACUCGAAGCUGCUUACCUUCAAGCAAAAUAUAACCCUCUCUCUCUACAUGAACCAGCUUCCUAAAGGAACUGCUCAGUUAAAAUCAGAGGUGCAUCUCGGUCCCCAGUCUCUGUCUGCUUAUGAAGCCAGUGAAGAGCUGAGCCUGCACGUUGCUCUGGAAGGCAGGAUUUACCUGGCUGUUUGCUGUCCCCCCAAGACUGUCAGAGUGAGCAGCAUGUCAGCUGGUGACAAGCUGACCAAGUGGGAGGUGGUUGGUCUUCAGGGAGCCUUGCUGAGCCACUUCAUCGAGCCCGUGUACAUCAGCAACAUUCUUGUGGGAAGUGGAACUUGUAAGGAUACAAAAGGACUGGACAUAACCAUAAAGCAGCGUCUUGAUGAUGAACUUAUUUCAAAGCUUCCUGUGCCUUACCUGGUCAACAGAUCUCAUAUUUACUUGGUGAAAGCUGCACUGCCAGUCCAAACAGAUUUGAACCAGUGGUCACUUAGCUUGAAUUGGACAUUGUCAGAUGCAUCCCUGGAAGUUGUGGAUGGAUUAAGCGGGAAAACCACUGAAAGCUCCCCGUUCCGCAGCGGCACCUGCCUGGCCAGCCGCCUGUGCAAGGCCGCCAUGUUCAGCCGCUUCAGGAUGCUCGCCGGGGAAGCAGGACGGGGUGAUCUGCUCCAGUUUGCAACAUACCACGAGGCAAAGAUUAAAUCUCAGUUGUACCAAGAAGCUAAGAGCUUGCUGCAGAGCUACUUAGAGCAACACAGCUAUGGAUCAUGGAUUGUGAAGUCUCCACAUAUUGAACAGUUCAGUGAUUGAUGGCGUUGGAUUGAAUGUUAAGUCGGUUUGAACGAUCUGUUUCAGUAAAUAUAGUUCUGAGUAGUAAAAUGUUAAGUUCGUAGUUACAGGAAGAAAACAAUUCCAGUACUGCUUCUUGUCAGUUUAAAUGCGGUUAUUAACCACCUGUAACAGUUCUGUCUUUUCCUAAAAUGGAUGUUUUCUCAUAGGUGGGAGUAUCCAAGAGCUUUGUAAAUCUUUGUUCUGCUUUGCCCACCAAUGGUUCC
Molecule: messenger RNA, 2213 nt
Organism: Cyanistes caeruleus (blue tit)
Lineage: Eukaryota; Metazoa; Chordata; Aves; Passeriformes; Paridae
Gene: ADAD1
Product: adenosine deaminase domain containing 1
Biological process (GO): adenosine to inosine editing; RNA processing
Cellular component (GO): nucleolus; cytoplasm
Molecular function (GO): tRNA-specific adenosine deaminase activity; double-stranded RNA binding; adenosine deaminase activity
Source: RefSeq, a predicted model, not a curated record